This is a messenger RNA of Plasmodium knowlesi strain H, 846 nucleotides long. RefSeq lists its product as uncharacterized. Gene Ontology annotation, cellular component: nucleus. The record is from RefSeq and is a predicted model, not a curated record. Bases 1 to 846 code for a protein of 281 amino acids. Lineage: Eukaryota; Apicomplexa; Aconoidasida; Haemosporida; Plasmodiidae. Gene Ontology annotation, molecular function: histone binding. The transcript has a single exon.
AUGGAGAAGGCAAUUAAAGAACGCGUCGAGAAAUGGAAAAAGGAAAACUCCGCUGAUGGAAAGGAGGCGACGAACGAAAACGCAUAUGAGAACCUGACGGAGCUAAUCCUGGACGGAAAAAAGUUUAGUGCAAUAAAAAGCGAAGACGUAGAGUUGCUAAACAAAUUUACUCAUCUAGAAAAACUAAGUCUGAAUCAAACGGGAAUACAAACCUUGGAGAAUCUACCAAAAAUGGAAACCCUGAAUGUGUUAGAGUUAACGGACAACCACCUAAGCACAGUAGAUGUUUUGAAGUACAUUGUGGAGACAUUCCCUAAUAUAAAAACACUAGAAAUUGGAGGAAACCACUUUAAAAAUAUAAAAGAUUUUGAAGUCUUGAAGGAUUUAAAAAGCUUAAGUCGUUUAGGUGUGCAGUUUAACCCAUUUGCAGAUGACCCCAACUAUCGCAAAGAAUUAUUUACCUUCCUACCAGACAUUAAAAUAAUAGACUGUUACAACAAGGAAGGAGUGGAAGUUUUAAGCUCCGAUGAAGAAGAAGAUGAAGAAUAUGAAGAAGACAAUACACUCAAAAAUUUUUAUGAAGCUGAUUUUAAGGAAGAAGAUGAAGAGGAAGAUGAAGAAUUUGUUCCUAAUGACAAUGAAGAUGAAGAAGAUGAUGAACUGGAUGAUGACUUGGAGGAUGAAGAGUUGGAUGAUUUAGGGAAAGAAGAUUUAGAUAAGGAGGAUUUAGAUGUGGAGACAAAAGAUACUGAAGAUCCUCAGAAGGAAGAAAAAACGAAUAAGAGAAAACAAAGCGCUGUGGAAACUACUGAUGAAACGGAUGCCAAGAAGACAAAAAUUGAGUAG